AUGACAUCCCGGUGCUCUCUCUAUCACCCACUCGCCUACAGGUACUAUUAUCAACGGGGUAUAUUGGCUAAGGUUGAUGGACAGCGACUGGUGUAUCAGUUUGUUGACGUUCCCAAAGACAUCAUCGAAAUCAACGCCGACUCUAAUAAUUGUUAUAAUAGUAAAGUUCAUCACCAGAUGAAGGAGUCGUUGGUCAGUAGUCAUCACCUGAAUAACGCCAGUAACGUCUGCCAGUCGUCCCCCUCGACCACCGGUUCCCCAGUGGGCGCCGGGGGUGGCGGUGGUGGACACCACCAGUCCGUCGUCUCAUCCGUCGAUAAUAAUAAUAAAGACAUGAAAAUUAGUUUUUGAGUCGAUAUUCGCAAAUCAAAACCGUUUUCAGACAAAACCACAUCUCAUCCGACAAAUGAAUUCUCAAAACUACUAUUAUAUAUAAAAAGCCAUUAGUUUUUAAUUCUCUG
Molecule: messenger RNA, 461 nt
Organism: Oppiella nova
Lineage: Eukaryota; Metazoa; Arthropoda; Arachnida; Sarcoptiformes; Oppiidae
Source: the annotation of a GenBank genome assembly